Messenger RNA from Pochonia chlamydosporia 170, 2847 nucleotides. RefSeq names its product MFS transporter. Lineage: Eukaryota; Fungi; Ascomycota; Sordariomycetes; Hypocreales; Clavicipitaceae. The transcript has a single exon. The record is from RefSeq and is a predicted model, not a curated record. Bases 1 to 2847 code for a protein of 948 amino acids.
AUGUCUUCUUCGGCGGCGGAAGAUGGUGUUGCAAUCCCGAAUCGCGGCCCGGCCGUGUUCGCCGUCACAACAGCAACUCUGGUUCUGGCUUCAGUCUUUGUCGUCGCCCGCAUGAUAUGCCGGUUCUUUAUAGUCCGACGAGUUAGCUGGGAUGACAGGAUUAUGAUCCUGGCUUGGCUCAUCGCCUUCUUUCUCUCCUUCUCCAUCUGCUAUGGUUCCACGGUUGGCUUGGGGAAACAUGACGAGAAUAUUAGCGAUGCCGACUGGCCGAAACUGCGCCGCUCCGAAUACGUCUUUUCCAUAUUAUACAACCCGGCUCUUAUGGCGACGAAAACAGCUAUUUUGAUAUUUUACUUGCGCUUAGCCAAAAACACCCAAAUAGUGUUGCGGUAUGCCUCGUGGGCAACGCUGGCGGUCGUCAAUGUUGCUGGCCUCGUCCUCACCUUUAUGAACAUAUUCCAGUGCAACCCGGUAUCAGCGGCCUGGAACACAGAGGCAACUGGAUCGACAAAAUGUAUUCCACUGUUGACCGAGUUCAUAUGCGCCGCCCCAGUCAACAUCGUUACCGAUCUAGCCAUCCUCGCUCUUCCCAUUCCAGUACUGACAGGUAUGCGACUGCCCUCACGGCAAAAGACAAUUCUCGUCAUCACCUUCACAUUGGGUAUUUUCGUCACCAUUGUUGAUGUUGUCCGCAUAUACUACCUUCAAAAGGCCAUUUCCGACGUACCCACGAGCUCUACCAGCGACCCCAACUCACGGUUCGGCGGCCGUCAAGACUUUGCGUGGAAUGCAUCAUUGUCAUUCAUGUGGAGCGCCGUAGAGGUUAAUGUUGGUAUGACUUGCGCGUGUAUUCCGACUCUGAAACCUCUCGUCCUCAAACUAUUACCCGCCAUGCUGUACGAUCCACACGGAACAAGAACUCGCACACUCAAGUCUCAGAGUGACGCCGAUGCUCCACCGUCCAGAAAUCUUGUCAGUGCCACCCGCGAGCCUAUGCCCGUGGCUACUCCGGACUCGAGCAAUGGCAGUAGUAGUGGAGGAACAAAGUCCAACUCAAGUAAUGAAGAUCCUAUAAGCGCCAUGGAGUUUCUUACAACACCGGAUAUGAGAACCCUUGGCGACAGCACGCACCCGGAACUGAUGGCAACGCGCGCACAGACAAACGCCACAGUUUCGACGUCGUCAGUCGAAAAUGGCAUCUAUUUUGGCUUUGUCAAUAUGACCAAGCCAAAGAGUAUGCUCCGCGCCAACGCCACCGAAUCUUUCAAAUAUUGCACCAUUGUCGCAAUCCUUUUUUUCUUAUGGGGGUUGUCCUAUGGCCUCCUUAACACGCUCAAUAAUGCCAUUGCAGUUGUCAACCACAUGUCAACCGCACAGACUCUCGGGCUGACCAGCGCAUAUUUUGGCGUUGGCUACUUUUUCGGCCCAUUGCUCGUGGGGGAAUGGAUCUUGCGGAGAGAUGAGCACAAUCGGUCAAGACGCCACGAAAAGAAUGAAGCUGAACAUGUGGGUGGCUACAAGGUCACAUUUAUUGUUGGCCUAUGCAUUUACGGCAUCGGCACCAUCAUAUUUUGGCCAUCGGCCGUGACCAAUUCGUAUGGUGGGUUUAUGCUGAGUAGCGUUGUGGUUGGAUUCGGCCUUUCCGUGUUGGAAGUGGCUGCGAAUUCAUUCAUGAUACUCUGCGGACCACCUGAGUACGGCGAAACCAGAUUGUUGUUGGCGCAAGCCGUGCAGGGCGUUGGUAGUGUCGUCAGCGGGUUGCUUGCUCAGAAGGUCUUCUUCUCCGGCAUUAGCCAGGACAGCAUGGCCAGAUCAAACAGUAUGACGCUCAUAAACGUGCAGUGGACGUAUUUGGGUAUCACUCUGCUGUGUGUUGUGCUGGGCUUAUUUUUCUUUUACAUGCCUCUGCCGGAAGUCAGCGACAGCGAGCUCGAGUUUGCUGCAGACAAACUUCCAAUCGAUACAACCAAGCGCAGCAUUGCAGGCUUACAACUGCGAACCGUCAGUCUUGUACUGGCCGUCUUUGCCCAGUACAUGUACGUUGCUGGCCAAGAAAGUAACAGCAUCUAUUUUCGCAGCCUUCUCGUUUCUAUUCUUCCGAAUGCCCCAACCGGUGCAGACGCAGCCUCCGGCACGACCAAGUCUGGGUCCACGUACGACCCUGACAAACCGCCUGGCAUUGCAAUCUCUAUUCCCGACUACCUACUCGUGGGGCAUACUGCGUUCGCCGUGUCCAGGUUCCUCGCUGGCUGCCUGACGUACUUUGCAGUUUCCAAUCGUCAUCUCCCGCGGCCUCGCACGAUUCUCACUGCCUGCAUUAGCUUGUGUUUUCUCUUCGCCUUGCUCCCGGUUGUGCUCCAUCCACCCAACCCCGACUUCCUGGUUAUACCUGUUGUGCUAUUCUAUUUCUCCGAAGGGCCUAUCUGGCCGCUUCUGUUUGCCAUUGGCCUACGCGGUCAAGGACGUCGAACAAAGCGAGCAGCAGCAUUCAUCACCAUGGGCGGUUCUGGGCCGGCAUUCUUCCCUUUUGUCAUGUACGCGAUCAUUGAACAAGGCGGGAGCGUUCAGACGGCAUACAUUGUCAUCAUAGCACUACAAAUUUCUAUGAUUGUGUACCCCAUAUUUCUUCACUGUUCCCACAGCGCGAGCCUGUUGGUUGAUCCUAACCCGGAUGUCCGAGCAGCACUGGAGCAAGAGGGCGAUGAAAGGUUAACCGACCAGGUUGUGAAUAGCAGACGAAAUCAGAAGAGCGGGCUCUUUGGAGGCCUUUUCAGCAGUGUCAAGGGAUAUGGGAGGCGAAAAUCGUCCCAACCACAAUUUCAGCAUAACGAAGGCGUUGCAUCAUGA